This is a messenger RNA of Macrosiphum euphorbiae (potato aphid), 912 nucleotides long. Lineage: Eukaryota; Metazoa; Arthropoda; Insecta; Hemiptera; Aphididae. The record is from the annotation of a GenBank genome assembly.
AUGAGUGGCUGUAAAAAAUAUUUAAGCGGUGCUCAGAAGAGAAAAAAGAAGAAAGAAGAUCUUUUAAUGACAUCUGCUGUUAAGUGCAAUAAAAUAACUGGAUUUUUUUCUUUAACUAAUGAAAGUGACGAUAAACUAGUUUCAAAUGUUAUAGAAAUAGAUCAUAGUAUCUCAAAGGAAAAUAUAAACAAUGAAACUAAUAUCAAUUGUAUUGUGGAUGGUACUGUGGAUGGUAUUGUGGAUGGUAUACUUGAUGACACUAUUGAUAUAAAUAAUCAUUAUAAUAUACCAGAAGAAGUUAAUGCUAUUAGUAUUGCAUGUAUGUCAUAUGAUAAUGCCAAAAAUGUUUCCAGUAAUUUAAAAGAUAAAAUUAAUUUGCAUGUUGACUUAAAAGAAACUGUUCAGACUGAUCACUUAAACAAUACUCAUUGUUUAUCACCGGCCAAACAAAAUCAAAGUAAUAAUGGUCUUGAAAAUACUAAUUCUACUUCUGUUAAGGAUACUACGAAUAUUGGUACAAUACAUCAUGCAGAUAUUGAUGAUAACAGCUUUGAUGAAUUAACCGUUAAAGAUCCAUAUUUUUGGCCAAAUCAUAAAAGACAUUUAACGCCUGCAAUGUUUGAAAGAACUUUACCUAAUGGACAAAUAUGUGAUAAAAAUCUAUUACUUUCUUUUCCUAAUUUGUAUACUGCAAUUAAAAUAUAUCUAACCAUACCUAUUGCAAAUUGUUCGGCUGAAAGAGCAUUCUCCAAAUUAGCUCGAAUAAAAAACAAGUAUAGAACAAGCUCUUCUCAAGAAAAUUUAAAUAGUUUUAUGGUUUUGUGUUCAGAGAGUGAUGUUUUGGAGGUAAUUAAUACCGAUGAUAUAAUUAAAGAGUUUGCUGCCCAAAAAUCUAGAAAAAAAUAUUUUUAA